AGAGACGAUCUAGUGAGGGGCACUAAAACCACCGGCGGAGGAUUUCCGCCCUGCCUCGGGUGGUUGUUUUUUUUUUAACUGGCCCAGAAACCGGCACAUCACCAUGCUCCUUACCUUGAUAUCUUGGAUCCGACAAGACAUCUACUCGACAGAUUGGACAUAAUGGCUCCCGCAAUGGCAAAUCCAGAAUUCGAGAUUCCCACCCAUUGCAAUGCCGGGGUUGUGGUCAAUGAAGGGCCCAAUUUUGAACUCCGGGUGGAAAUGGUACCCGUUCCGGAACCAGGACCGGAUGAUGUCUUGCUCCGCCUGAAUGUGACCGGGGUGUGCUCGUCCGACCUGCAUAUGAUGCAGGGCGAUCUUGGUUUCCCCCCCAUGUCUUACUUCGGCGUGCGAUCCCCCGGCCACGAGGGGGCGGGCGUGGUGGUGAAGGUCGGGCAAAAUGUGACAAACUUCAAGCUUGGUGACCGCGCGGGGGUGAAGCCGCUGCUGGAUACCUGUGGGUCCUGCGAGUUGUGCUGGGGGGACAAGGAGACCCACUGUCCAAAGGCCACCCACGCCGGUCUCAUGGCGCCCGGUACAUACCAGCAAUACAUCGUCUCGCCCGCUCGCUACGCAUCGCCGAUUCCCGACGGAGUGCCGGACGAAGUGGCCGGGCCCAUCAUGUGCAGCGCCUCGACCAUCUAUCGCUCCUUGUCCCAGUCUGGCCUGAAGCCCGGCGACUGGGCGGUAUUCCCGGGAGGCGGCGGUGGGGUGGGCAUCCAAGGAGUCCAGAUGUCCAAGGCUAUGGGGAUGCGGCCGAUCGUUGUCGACACGGGUGCUGCGAAGCGGGCGUUAGCGCUCACCAUGGGGGCUGAGGCCUUCAUUGAUUUCAUCGAGACUCCCGACGUCGCAGCGGCGGUGAUCGCCGCGGCCGAUGGUGUGGGCGCGCACGGUGUGUUUGUCACGGCCCCAGCAGCGUAUAAGACGGCGUUUUCGUACGUGGGUGACCGAAUCGGAGCGAUCAUCAUGUGCAUAGGACUGGCUCCCGCUGGCACAAUGACCGUAGGAGGCGAUCCCAACGUCUUCAUUCUCAAGAACCUGGCCGUCAAGGGUACCCUGGUAGGAAGUCGAAGCGACACGGCCGCCGCAUUGGACUUUGCGCGUCGGGGUCAGUUGAAGCAGAUCUGCGAAGUGUAUCCGAUCGAUCGACUCCCAGAGGCAGUGGAAAAGCUACGCCGAGGAGAGGUAGCGGGGCGGAUGGUGGUCGAUUUCAACCAGAGUUCGUAGCUCGAGGGGUGAGAGAGAAGAUAGAGGGAGGAGAAGAGAGAAGAAGAAGAAGAUAAGGCAGUGACUCCAGGGUGCCUGAGUGCCUGAGUGCCUGGGUCAACAUGAACACGCUGCCUCAGGUGUCGGUGAUAUAUCUACGAGCACAAUGAGAGCGUCGGGGGUGCGUUGGUCCAUGUUAUAUAUAUU
This is a messenger RNA of Aspergillus candidus, 1452 nucleotides long. Its product is annotated as zinc-dependent alcohol dehydrogenase. The transcript has 3 exons. The coding region runs from base 163 to 1266 and encodes 367 amino acids. Gene Ontology annotation, molecular function: oxidoreductase activity; zinc ion binding. NCBI's taxonomy places the organism in Eukaryota, Fungi, Ascomycota, Eurotiomycetes, Eurotiales, Aspergillaceae. The record is from RefSeq and is a predicted model, not a curated record.